This is a messenger RNA of Owenia fusiformis, 2356 nucleotides long. Lineage: Eukaryota; Metazoa; Annelida; Polychaeta; Sabellida; Oweniidae. The record is from the annotation of a GenBank genome assembly.
GCAACAGUACUUAUUUGAACAGCAGUGAGUGCAACAGUACUCAUGGGAACAGUGCUGAUACAACAACAACAGACAUAGGGCAGUGUGGCACAAAUAUUAGUCUGUACAGAACCUGUGUUUCCAACACAUGCAGACAGAGAUGUGGAGAGAGAAGCAAUUAUGUGUCCUCUUAUAAUACAAGUUUAUGCUCAUGUGAUGAAUUUUGCUCUGUAUAUGGAGACUGCUGUAGCGACAUCACAUCAGAGUGUGGCAAUUUCAGUCAACACUAUAAAAGAAACAAUGGCGAGCUUUUCAAACUGACAUCACAUGAUUUCUCCUGUAUGCAGAUCUCAAGUGAAAAGUUUGCAUUUAUGAAACAUACUUGUAAGCCAAGCUACAGAAAUGAGUCUGUAAUGAGCAAAUGCUAUAUGAACUCAGGAUUUGAGGGAAUAAUACCAGUGACAGAUCAUAUCACAAAGAUUGUAUAUCCAAAUGUUUUCUGUGCUUUGUGUAACGGUGUGAAAGAAAUGGCACUUUGGGAGGUAAGUGUUACUUGCAAACGUAUGAAACAAUUGCCUAAUAACGGACUCACUUGGAACAAUAUUCUAUUAUCAUUGUACAAGUUAAAAGGCCGGAUAAGUAGUAAUCCAUGUGACAUAACCUCUCGACCACCUAAAGCUAUUGGUACAGCGCCAGCUGAUUGUACUCCAAUAGAUUCUACAUGUUCCAAAUCCUGUAAAGACUCCAAGAUCAUUGAAGAUUGCGAAGGAGGUGAAUUCAACCCACAAUAUACCUUGUUCACAAUUGUGAGGAACAAACACUGCAUGCAGUGUAAAAACCUGCGAAACAUCCAAAGCUGUCAAGAUGGAAUGUUCAAGGGCGCCAAAGAAGACUUUGGUCAAUUCUCAUAUAUGUUACUUUGUGAUGUACUUAAUGGGACAGUUAUGAAUGUACAUUUAAAAUCAAAAUUUGGAGUUGGAAAAAUCAGUGCUGCGGCAGAGGUAAACCAUGGCAAGGUGCGUUUGCUUAAAUGUGAAGCACCGUUUAUUUUCAUUAACGGUAAAUGUGAGCUUAAAGGAAUAGAUAUAAUGGUCAGAUGCUCUUACAACAUAAAUCUAAUGAGCACCGCAAUCCUAACUCAGGAUGAAAUAUACAGAAUCAAAGCCGUCAUUGUUGAAAUGUAUGAACCCAUUGGCUAUAUCAUACACAGAAUUUCCAGAAACAACAUGCAAUUGAUCCUGCAGUGGAUCGUCAACCUGCCAAAUGAUGACCAACCCUGGAGGUUGAUGCUGUCAGAAAGUGAGAAGGAGUUUUUGAGAUCUUUGAAACUGAUUUUACAAGAUGUUGAACAAAAUGAAUGUGCCUACCGCAGGAGGGAGGACAAGACAGUAAGUAAAUCAAACAACAUGUCACAUAACAAUGAGACAGCAAAUGCCCAAGCUACUGGCAACACUGGAGGGUCUGGCAGAAUAAACAGUUCAGUAGUUGGGAAUAGUUUCCUGAAACUAACAAUGAUUCUAAUAUGGACAGUAUGGUGAUAUCUAUGUUUUUCUCCUGAAAAUGAACUGUGGAAUCUCAAAUAAUUUCUCGUAGCAUUGUCAAGGAACACUACCAUGCAGAGUGACACAAAAUAGCAACCCUCUUAUUUUGGAAUCUUAAAAAAAAAUUAUGAUAGAAUCUUCUUUAUUUUAAGUGUAGAUUUUAAAAGUAGUGUUCAAUGCAUGAACAGCUUUGUCCAUGUAGCCAUGCUUUUGUGUAAAAUCUUCAAAAACAUUCAAAACAAAAAUAUAAUUUUCUAGAUUUCUGAAUUUCUGUCUUUGCCAUUAUUUAAGCAUAUAGGUGAAGUUUUUCUCUAUCUGACAUGUUAUCUGACCCGAAUUAACCAUCCGGUGGCAAAACUACGUACUGGCUCUUAAGGGAUUGAGAAAGCUAUUCCAAAAUCAAAGGGCUGUAUUUUUGUGUUACCUUGUACUGGUGCAUUCUUUAUCUUUAUGAUGAGUUAUACUUUAGAUUUGGAAAAAGUAGCUUUAUACUUAAAUACUCAUAACAUAUCUCUAAUAUCUUAUUUUCUAAUAUUUUUACCUGAUAUUUAUUACAAGCUUGUAGUAUGUAUUCUAUUUCCGGGUUAAUUUUGAGUGAUUACUAUUACAUUUUAGUUGCAUCAUGGUUGCUAUGGUAACAUGGACAAUAGUGCCCUGGACAGGAUCAAAUCGUUAAUAAGAGCUGGAUUUCAAUGCUUUAUCUGGUUUUACAAAUGUUUACUCAUAAAGUAUGAUAUUUCGAAAUAUGAUCUUAUAACUUCAAAAUAUCUCUGUCUCUACUCUGUUUUUAAUAAACUUCAUAUUAUUUUUGCCCAUUAUUCUUUUAUCAUUUUUAC